Cryptomeria japonica (Japanese cedar) is the source of this 1239-nucleotide messenger RNA. Its product is annotated as WAT1-related protein At2g39510-like. Gene Ontology annotation, cellular component: plasma membrane. The transcript has 8 exons. Lineage: Eukaryota; Viridiplantae; Streptophyta; Pinopsida; Cupressales; Cupressaceae. Gene Ontology annotation, molecular function: transmembrane transporter activity. The record is from RefSeq and is a predicted model, not a curated record. The coding region runs from base 1 to 1239 and encodes 412 amino acids.
AUGGCUCAACUUGGAAAGUGUUGGUGUGAGGAUUUAUCACUGUUCUUUGAAAAAUCAAAGCCUAGCUUGGCCAUGAUAUCUGUUCAGAUUGGGUUUGCAGGGUUGAAUAUAUUAUCAAAAUUUGCACUGACCCAGGGAAUGUCACACUUUGUCUUGGUAUUCUACAGGCAUUUAGUUGCUACAAUAGUUACAGCUCCUCUGGCUUAUUUCUUUGAAAGGAAGACAAGGCCCAAGUUAACAUACAGGAUCUUCUGUGAAAUUUUCAUCAGUAGUUUGUUUGGGAUUACAUUGAAUCAAAACUUUUACUAUGCUGGAUUGAAGCACACAACCGCUACAUUUGCAUCUGCACUUCUCAAUCUAAUACCUAUCAUAACUUUUCUUCUGGCUGUUAUUUUCCGGAUGGAAAAAGUAGACAUUAAAAGUCGAGUUGAUCAAGCAAAGAUAGUUGGAAGCUUAAUUUGUGUGAGUGGAGCCAUGAGUAUGACAUUCUAUAAAGGAAGAAUAGUACAGUUGUGGCCAUCACCCUUCCAUUUGAGUGAACAGAAUGGACGAAAUGGUAAAGCUGAAGAAUUGACUAAAGGCUUCUUGUUGGUGCUAACCAGUUGUAUCUGCUUUUCAGCAUGGUUUAUUUUGCAGACAAGUAUUUCUAAGAAAUAUCCAGCUCAAUACUCCAGCACUACCAUAAUGUGUUUUCUAGUCACCAUACAAUCUGCAAUUGUAACACUAAUCUUUGAAGGAGUUCAUCAUGAAGUUUGGGCUUUAGAUUGGAAUGUCAAGCUUCUUACAGCAAUCUAUUCUGGAGUUGUAUCUUCAGGAAUGACCCUUUGUUUGAUGGCAUGGUGCAUAAAGAAAAGAGGACCUGUUUUUACAACUAUGUUCAACCCAUUAGCAUUAAUAAUGGUGGCCAUUGUAGGCUCUAUAUUUCUUGAUGAGAAGCUUCGUUUAGGAAGUUUCGUUGGUGGGAUUGUGAUUAUUAUAGGUUUGUAUCUUGUGCUUUGGGGAAAAGCAAAGGAAAUGAGAAAGAUUAAUAUAGACAAAAUGGCAACAGGAAAAGAUGUACGAGAUUCACAUUUGAAAAGUGAAAUGUCUAAUAACUACCAUAAGGAGGAGACAGCGAAAGAAAAUGAAGUUGCAAAUCGGUUGCUUUGGGGAUAUGAGCUAAAUGUUAUUGGAACACAGAUUUCGUGGCUGAGUUUUAGAUGCUUGGUCGUUUUCACUUCUACAAUUGUCUUCCAUUAA